This is a messenger RNA of Loxodonta africana (African savanna elephant), 1068 nucleotides long. Its product is annotated as olfactory receptor 7G2-like. The transcript has a single exon. Gene Ontology annotation, molecular function: olfactory receptor activity; G protein-coupled receptor activity. The coding region runs from base 4 to 939 and encodes 311 amino acids. The record is from RefSeq and is a predicted model, not a curated record. Gene Ontology annotation, cellular component: plasma membrane. NCBI's taxonomy places the organism in Eukaryota, Metazoa, Chordata, Mammalia, Proboscidea, Elephantidae. Gene Ontology annotation, biological process: G protein-coupled receptor signaling pathway.
AAUAUGGAAGCCAGUAACCAAACAGGAGUUUCAGAGUUCUUUCUCCUGGGACUGACCGAGGAUCCAGAACUGCAGCCCUUUCUCUAUGACAUUUUUCUGUUCAUAUACCUGGUCACCAUCCUGGGAAACCUGCUCAUCAUCCUGGCUGUCAGCUAUGACUCUCACCUCCAUACCCCUAUGUACUUCUUUCUCUCCAGUCUGUCCUUUACGGACAUCUGUUUAAGUACAACCACAGUCCCAAAGAUGCUGGUGAACAUUGAGACACAGAGAAACUCUAUCACUUAUAUAGGCUGCCUCACCCAGGUAUGUGCUGUCCUAGUUUUUGGAGGUUUUGAAAAUUUUCUCCUUGGAGUAAUGGCCUGUGAUCGCUAUGUGGCCAUUUGUCACCCACUGAGGUACACGGUCAUCAUGAACCCCCACCUCCUUGGCCUAUUGAUUGCAUUCUCUUUGUUCAUUAGCGUCAUGAACGCAUUGGUCCAUAGUCUAAUGUUGUUGCCACUGUCCUUUGGCACAGACGUGGAAAUCCCCCACUUCUUUUGUGAACUUGCUCAGGUUCUCAAGCUCACCUGUUCCAAUACCUUCAUCAAUAACAUGGUGCUAUAUUUUAUGACUAGCAUAUUUAGUGGUAUUACUCUCUCUGGGAUCAUUUUCUCUUAUUUGCAAAUUGUCUCCUGCAUUCUGAAAAUACCAUGUAGGACUGGAAAGUAUAGAGUUUUUUCCACCUGUGGGUCUCAUCUCUCAAUUGUUUUCUUGUUCUAUGGGACAGGCUUUGGUGUGUACAUUAGUUCUGCAUUUACACACUCUUCCUGGAAGACAGCAGUAGCCUCAGUGAUGUACACUGUGGUCCCUCAAAUGAUGAAUCCUUUUAUCUACAGCCUGAGGAACAGGGACAUGGUGGGAGCCUUGAGAAAAAUCAUUGGUAGCAUACCUUCUUUUUAGUUAUUGUGCCACCUGCUUUGAGCUUGGGUUUCUAGAAAGUAAAAAAUAAAAGUAAAAGCAAUCCUGGCAAGUCAGAAUUCCUAACUUUUCCUUCAGCAAGUUCCUCUAAAAUGACUAGAUGACAUAAUG